Molecule: messenger RNA, 321 nt
Organism: Prunus armeniaca (apricot)
Lineage: Eukaryota; Viridiplantae; Streptophyta; Magnoliopsida; Rosales; Rosaceae
Source: the annotation of a GenBank genome assembly
AUGAACAAACAUGCUGAAGAAGAAAGGGAAGGGGAAGAAGAUGAUAAUCAAGUUGUCAUGGCAGUGGGUAUGCUCCAUCAAUCAAGCCAAGCCCAUUGUGGUUCACAAGUAUACCGUGGCUCGAACGUGGACAGACGUAUGCAUUCUCGGGGCCAAUAUAGAAUGCAGCCUCAUGUGUUCAAUAAAAUCAUGCAUGAUGUUUGCAAUUACGACGCAUACUUUGUUCAAAAGUAUGAUGCUACUGGGGUUUUAGGGCUUCUUUCGGAGCAAAAACUUACAGCAUCUCUACGGAUGCUAGCGUUUGGUGCAUCUGCAAACUAG